AAUAAUAAUUUAAUCACAUGAUUGAAACUCAAAUUCCUACCACCUUGACCUCAUUAUUUGAUCACCAACAAACAUCAUCAUCGUCAUUUUUGAGAUUUCUACGUUGUGUUAUGUGUGUGAUCGUGAUCGCGAAUUCAAAUAUCGGAUCCGAUAUUUGGGUCAAGACUGAAGAGCAAUUGAUUCGGAGGAUCCACCGAAAGAGGAGGAAUUAAGUAGGACAUGGAAGGAGAUGUUGGAUUGGAUCUUUGAAGCUUCUGCCCUCCCUCCUCAGACUCUCUAAUCUCAUCCCACAUUCUCAUUAAACAUGGAUCCAAUUUUCAUGCAAAUCACCAUGUUUCUACACUGAAUUCAAUGAAGCUCAGCUCAGCCCAGAUCAUCGUCGUCUUCUUCAAUUUCGAUCCGAACCCACGACUUGAAUUCUCAACUAACUAAUCACAAAAUCAUCCUGAUGAGCAACUUUGAUCGAAACAAGCAGCCAGUGAAGCUAGACGACGAGCAAAUCGCGGACCUGCGUGAAAUAUUCCGGUCGUUUGAUCGAAACAACGACGGAAGCCUAACACAGCUGGAGCUGGGGUCGCUUCUGCGCUCACUGGGGCUGAAGCCAGGGCCUGAUCAGCUGGAUACCUUGAUCCAGAAGGCAGACACCAACAGCAAUGGCCUUGUGGAGUUUUCGGAGUUCGUAGCUCUCGUAGCCCCUGAGCUUCUGUCGGCCAAGUCUCCUUACACGGAGGACCAGCUGAGGCAGCUGUUUCGGAUGUUUGACCGGGACGGCAACGGAUUCAUCACAGCUGCUGAGCUGGCUCACUCCAUGGCUAAACUUGGACAUGCUCUUACGGCUGAGGAGUUGACUGGGAUGAUCAAGGAGGCUGAUACUGAUGGGGAUGGCAGGAUCGAUUUCCAGGAGUUUGCUCAUGCCAUUACUUCUGCUGCUUUUGAUAAUUCUUGGUCUUAGACAAUUCCCAGCUAGUUAAUUCAUUUCCGAAAUUCCAUCCAUCCAUCCAUCCAUCCAUCGGUUUUCUUUGUUUUCAGGUAUAGUUUGAUUAAUUUCUCUGUUUCUGCAUACUCAGAUGUUUGUUUUUUUGGUGCA
Molecule: messenger RNA, 1087 nt
Organism: Prunus avium (sweet cherry)
Lineage: Eukaryota; Viridiplantae; Streptophyta; Magnoliopsida; Rosales; Rosaceae
Product: putative calcium-binding protein CML18
Molecular function (GO): calcium ion binding
Source: RefSeq, a predicted model, not a curated record